Phoenix dactylifera (date palm) is the source of this 1741-nucleotide messenger RNA. Its product is annotated as tobamovirus multiplication protein 2A-like. Gene Ontology annotation, cellular component: membrane. NCBI's taxonomy places the organism in Eukaryota, Viridiplantae, Streptophyta, Magnoliopsida, Arecales, Arecaceae. The record is from RefSeq and is a predicted model, not a curated record.
AGAGAGAGAGAGAGAGAGAGAGAGAGAGGGGUUCGGGUUGUGUCCUUCGGUCAAAGAGCCUUCUCGCGUCCGUGAUAUCCGAUCGGGGGAAGUCUCCAGACCUCCAAAGUUUCGCCCUCGAUUUUCAGAAAACACGGGAUUUUUGCGGCCUUCGAGGAAUUCUAAUCCGAAUCUCAUUCUUGAUGCCGGUAGCUCGUCGGUUUUGGGCAAUGGGGGAUUGGGUCGAUGAGAUGACGGUGUAAAGCGUUGUAGAUUUUUGAUCGGAGAAGGCGAUUAGAGGAUUUUGGAGAGAGGAGCCAUGGCGUGCCGAGGGUGCUUCGAGUGCCUGUUGAAGCUUCUCAACUUCGUGCUGACGGUCGCCGGAUUGGCCAUGGUGGGUUACGGGGUCUACUUGCUGGUGGAAUGGAACAAGGUCUCUGCUGGGGGUGGAGAGGACCCGAUAUCCCCUGAUAGCGAUAAUCCGGCGAUGUUGACGCUCGGAAGGCCCAUGCUUCUCGUCGUGCCCGUCUCCACGAGCUUUGUCGAUCAGCUGCCGAAGGCUUGGUUUAUUUACUUAUUCAUUGGUAUUGGAGUCAUACUCUUCAUUAUAUCUUGCUGUGGAUGUGUUGGUGCAACAACGAGGAAUGGAUGUUGCCUCUCUUGGUAUUCUUUCUUGGUAAUAUUGUUGAUCCUAGUAGAGCUGGCAGCUGCGGCUUUCAUCUUCUUUGAUCACAGUUGGAAGGAUGCAAUUCCAGCUGACAAAACUGGGGACUUUGACAUGAUUUAUAACUUCUUAAAGGAGAACUGGAAGAUUGCAAAAUGGGUUGCCCUAGGAGCUGUUAUCUUGGAGGCAUUGGCAUUCUUGCUAGCUCUCAUGAUACGGGCAGUAAACCAACCUGCAGACUAUGAUAGUGAUGACGAGUACAUUGCUCCAAAAUCUGCUAUCCAUCAACCACUGAUCAACAGGCAGGGUCUCCCACCAUCCGGGGUGCCUAGUCUCGACCACCGUCCAAGCCGGAACGAUGCCUGGAGUCAAAGGAUGAGGGAAAAGUAUGGUCUUGAUACAUCGGAGUUCACCUACAACCCAUCAGAUCCUAGCAGGUUUCAACAGGCAACAGUAACUUCAGCAGAAGAAAGCGGCCGCUGUACCAUACUUUGAAAGUUCACUGUUUAUUGGGUGGGUUUUCAUGUAAAACUAAGUUUGUCAGCCACUGCAUGUACAACUUGAGGUUUUUGGGAAUGGUAUUUUCCAGCUUGAUGCGGUAGAGGGACUGCUAUCUGCUGUCUAAUUCUAAACGAUCAGCUCAUGUCGUCAGCAAAAAUGCCAUUGUCCUUGCAGAAGUUGGAACCUCUUUUCUUUUUGCUUAUUCAAAUGUCACCAGAAGAAAACAUGAUCCAAGAGUACCCAUACUACCUUUUUGCUUAUUCACUCGUGUCUGACAUUAAUAUCGGCUUCUCCCACAGUUCCCAUACUACCUAUGGAAGACUACCAGAAAACAAAGGUGCCAUGAAAGAACUUCCUUUUUCUCUAGGUUACUGUCACCAGACGAAAACAUGAUCCAUGAGUACGGCCAUUGAAGCAUUUAAGCUCAAUAAGCAACACAAGCAUCAGUAUUCAGGAUGUCCUGCACUUGGGGACAAGCUUCGGUCCUGGUUUCUCAGAGAAAUGUAACACUGUCUUGACUUGGAUAACAUGGUUUAUCUCUUUCAUGGUUUUCUGAAGGUUAUAUAUAUAUACAUAUAUAUAAUGGUUAUUAAACUA